Messenger RNA from Nymphaea colorata (pocket water lily), 861 nucleotides. Its product is annotated as 60S ribosomal protein L17. Gene Ontology annotation, molecular function: structural constituent of ribosome. The record is from RefSeq and is a predicted model, not a curated record. The transcript is spliced from 7 exons. Gene Ontology annotation, biological process: cytoplasmic translation. NCBI's taxonomy places the organism in Eukaryota, Viridiplantae, Streptophyta, Magnoliopsida, Nymphaeales, Nymphaeaceae. Gene Ontology annotation, cellular component: ribosome; cytosolic large ribosomal subunit. The coding region runs from base 101 to 652 and encodes 183 amino acids.
UGAGCGUCAGUUGAAAAGUCUUUCGCUAUAAAAUCGGAAACCCUAAAGAGGGUUUUCCCUCUACCGGGCGAGAAGCGGCGUCGCUCGAUCUGCAACGAAAAUGGUAAAGUACUCGAGGGAACCCGAUAACCCUACCAAAGCAUGCAAAGCGAGGGGUUCGGAUCUCCGGGUUCACUUUAAGAAUACCCGUGAGACUGCCUUUGCAAUAAGGAAGAUGCCUUUGGCCAAGGCUAAGAGGUACCUUGAGGAUGUUAUUGCCCACAAACAAGCCAUUCCAUUCAGGCGCUUCUGUGGUGGUGUUGGGCGUACUGGUCAAGUGAAGCUUCGUCAUUCCAAUGGGCAAGGGCGUUGGCCUGCAAAAUCGGCCAAAUUUAUCUUGAACUUGCUGAAGAGUGCUGAAAGCAAUGCUGAUGUGAAAGGUUUGGAUGUUGACCAACUAUAUAUUUCUCAUAUCCAAGUUAACCAGGCCGCGAAGCAGAGAAGGCGUACUUACCGUGCACAUGGACGAAUAAACCCUUACAUGUCCUCACCUUGUCACAUCGAGUUGAUUUUGUCGGAGAAAGAGGAACCUGUCAAGAAAGAGGCCGAGACUCAGGUUGCCCCAAGGAAGAGCAAGAAAAAUCAAGUUAUCCGAAGUGGAGCCUCAUCUUAAGUAGCAUUGGAGAGCAAAUCCUUUUUUGUCUCUACCAAUCACGGAUCCUGAAAAUUUUCCCCACAUGAAUUCUUAGUUUUUGGGCUAUUGCCCGUGGUUCCUUCCGUUUUGAUGUGCCCUAUUUAGAUGUUUUCUUCUCCUCUGAACUUCAUUUUUGGACACCUUCGGAUGUUUAGGUCGUUAUAUGACAACCUGCAUUAGACCGGUCA